Molecule: messenger RNA, 1159 nt
Organism: Ixodes scapularis (black-legged tick)
Lineage: Eukaryota; Metazoa; Arthropoda; Arachnida; Ixodida; Ixodidae
Product: ankyrin repeat and SOCS box protein 1
Exons: 5
Coding region: 132-1040 (302 amino acids)
Biological process (GO): protein ubiquitination; intracellular signal transduction
Cellular component (GO): ubiquitin ligase complex
Molecular function (GO): protein binding
Source: RefSeq, a predicted model, not a curated record
AACGCGGCGCGGACACAAAAAUCAGCCGGCCACGCUCCACGGCGCGACGCGCGUGCCCGUUCGUUUGUUCUAUUUUGGUCGGGAUAUCUACCCGAUUCCGCACAUAUUCGUUAAACGAACCGCAGAGUUUAAUGAACGACGUUUCCGAAUUUAUUAUUGAUACAGAAGAUGGAGAUACGCGUAUUCACGCUGCAGCUUACGAAGGCUCCAUUGAGCAGAUUCGAGAGCUUAUUAAAUGUUGCCCUUCUGAGAUCAACCGGCGAGUACGGCCGUUUGGUGCAUCGCCUCUCAGACUGGCCGUUACGCGGGGUCACAGCACCUGCGUCCGUUACCUCUUGAGGCACAAUGCCGCUGUGGAUCUGCCGGACAUCAAGGCACAGACCCCGCUGCUGAUAGCCAUCCAGAAGAAGUACACCGACUGUGCCAGUGCCCUCAUUAAGGCAGGGGCAAACCCCAACGGAGACCCUGGCAACAGGAGCACACCCCUGUACAUCGCUGCACAGAUUGGCUACGUUGAAGGCGUUAAGCUUCUUCUAGCAGCUGGAGCAGACACAGAGGUGGAGCACAGACUGCUGGGCUGCGCCCCUGGGCUGCCACUGCACAUCAGUGCCAUCUAUCACCACUUCCAUUGCUACAGCACCCUGCUGCUCAACGGGGCAGAGCCAGACUUGCGCCACAUCUGCCCUUCAGUGCCCACAGGGCUGUAUGCAAAGGUGUCGCUGUCCCACGUGCUCGUGAAGCAUCGGUGCCCCACCCGCUUCGGCGUACUGUUCAUAGAGUUUGGGGGACGCCUCUGGCAACGAGACGUCCGUGGACUUUUGGCCACGGACCUUCCGCAGGACGCCCCUUGCAAGAUACUCUUCCAGCAGUUUCUGGACAAACCAAGAUCACUGCAGUCCAUCUGCAGACUUGGCAUACGGAGGACAGUUGGGCAACGAAGGCUCAAGUACCUGAAGACACUGCCAGUGCCCAUCAAACUAUCCAACUUUCUAUUUUACAUGGACAUUAUUCCUAAUGCGCUAGAGUAUAUGGCUUUUUAAUGUGCAGGAAUGAACCGACUUCCAGAUGUGUUCAAUUUCUUUGGGGAUAUUGUGGUAAUAUUCCUUAAACAGCUAAUAUACUGUUCAAUCAUUAAAAUAUUUCAUUACAGAGAGAAGAA